AUGACAAUUUCAUUUCUUGAAGAGAUUGCAGAAGUCUUUGAUUCUUCUCAAGAUCACUUCUUGAUCCACUCCGGAGUUUAUGGGAACCAUCGAAGCCUGAUUGAGACAUCUUUUCCAGGCAAAAGUCCUGUCGUGGAUGCUUCCCCAUCAUCUCCUGUUCAAUCAUUCGCAACCAACACAGAACCGUCACUGUCACCAGAAAAUCAAACACCACCAGGAGAUGAAAUCCCCAGACCUUCUAGUUCUGAGCAAGCAAAACCCCCUACCCCACGUCCUUUUUGCAUUGCAGCAGAUGUUCCGAGGCUGCAGCUAUCAGAGCUACAAGCAGCAUGCGAAGAUUUCAGUAACAUCAUCGGCUCUUUCUCAGACGGCAACAUUUAUAAAGGGACUUUGUCUACUGGAGCUGAAAUCGCCGUUGUGUCAGUCGCAGCAGGUUCUCGUGCAGAUUGGUCCACCGCCAUGGAAUCACAACUGUUACAAAAGAUGCAUAAGUUAUCCAAAGUGGAUCACAAGAACUUUCUGAAUGUGAUCGGGUACUGCCGUGAGAACGAGCCCUUCAACCGAAUGCUGGUUUUCGAAUACGCUCCCAAUGGAUCCCUCUCCGAGCAUCUGCACUCUCAACACACAGAGCCCUUGGACUGGCCUACCAGACUCAGAAUCACCAUGGGAAUAGCUUACUGUCUAGAGCACAUGCACAAUCUCAAUCCACCCAUCUUGCACACCAAUUUGGACUCCUCUUCUGUCUACUUGAGUGAAGAUAACGCCGCCAAAGUCUCCGACUUUUCAGUCAUCAACUCCAUAUCUCCUUCUAAGGAAGGUUCCUCGAACAAGAACCUUCUAGAACCCUCAUUACUUGAUCCCCAUACCAACGUCUUCAACUUUGGGGCUGUCGUGUUUGAAAUCAUCAGUGGAAAGUUCCCUGACUCGGAUUCUUUGUUUCUCGAGCCAAAGCCCGCGAGAGAUCUUGUGGACCCGACCCUGAAAACGUUUCAGGAAGAUGUUGUUGAGAGACUCUUGGAAGUGGUUCGACAGUGUAUGAAUCCAUACUCAGCACAGCGGCCAACAAUGAAAGAGGUUGUGGUGAAGUUGAAAGAGAUAACUGGAAUAGAAGCCGAUGCAGCAAUGCCGAGGCUGUCUCCAAGAUGGUGGACGGAGCUAGAGAUCAUAUCCACAUAA
Molecule: messenger RNA, 1176 nt
Organism: Arabis nemorensis
Lineage: Eukaryota; Viridiplantae; Streptophyta; Magnoliopsida; Brassicales; Brassicaceae
Source: the annotation of a GenBank genome assembly